AGUCUGACAUUUUAUUUUUUUUCAAAUUCUGCAGCUUGAUGGAACCACUACUGAGGAGAAAACUGACACAGAUAAAAAUAUGGCCACGAUGUUUGAUAUCCUAAGGAAGAAUAGGAUAGUACAUCUCGAAAAUUUAAUAUCAAACAGGGACUCCUUUGCACAGACCGUGGAAAAUUUAUUUGCUCUAUCCUUUCUAGUAAAAGAUGGACGGGCUGAGAUAAAAGUUGAUGAAAAAGGCAGUCAUCUAGUUACUCCAAAGAAUGCUCCUGGCGCCAAUUCAGUUCAAGCUGGAGACGUUUCUUACAGCCAUUUUAUAUUCAGAUUUGACUUUAGAGACUGGAAGUUGAUGCUGUCCUCUGUUGCUGUUGGAGAGGAAUUAAUGCCAAACAGGAAAGCGAUGAACACAUCAAGAAGCACUCAAGCAUCAUUGCCUACUACCCCGAUAAGAAAAUUGUGCAGGAACAGAGGUUUGGUUAUGCAGGAGCACAUAGUAAUUGAAGACUUCCCUCAAACUGGAGAUUUAACUGAGGUGGCGGCAACCCGUAAGGGAAAGAGAAAACUUCUGUGAAAAGUUUUCAUAUAUCUUUUAUGAAAUGCUUGUCGUACUCUACUUUUGCACAUUUUGUGAAAAGUUUCACUUGGCAAAUAGGUCUUUAGUUGACGAAUACCUUAAAACCGAGAGCUGCCAUGUUAUUAAUGCAUAUAAGUUAGUAUUAUUUUUCUCUUGGUUUGAGUUUUA
Molecule: messenger RNA, 739 nt
Organism: Olea europaea var. sylvestris
Lineage: Eukaryota; Viridiplantae; Streptophyta; Magnoliopsida; Lamiales; Oleaceae
Product: non-structural maintenance of chromosomes element 4 homolog A-like
Exons: 3
Coding region: 80-568 (162 amino acids)
Biological process (GO): DNA repair
Cellular component (GO): Smc5-Smc6 complex; nucleus
Source: RefSeq, a predicted model, not a curated record